GAAAGCUGAGACCGCAGAUCAAGUCGGGGGGCGGGAUGGAUAAAGACUCAUCGCGGUGCAGAAUCGGAGGAAUGCCUGCAGCGGUCACCUGGAAAGACCAUUGUUGAAGGCCUUCCGUUUCUGUGUCUCCAGAUUGGCGCAUCAGUGCUAUUUUGGCAAUGCACUCUCGUGGUAUGUGGGGCACGCGGUGUGUCUAUAUCCUGUUUUUCUUGCCCAAGUCGUUCAGGGUAUAGUUUUUAAAGCCAUUUUUUAAGCUGAAAGGCUUUUAUAAGUACUGUAGUACUUUUAGGCAGCCUUCCCCAAGCGGAAGGUCUCUAGCUAUUUUGGACUGCAACGCUCAGAAUUCCCGGCCAGCACGAUCGGGUCUUUUGAAGAGCUAAACACAUCUGGAGGACAGUAACAUGGAUAUGAGGAAAAACCUCAAAACUGAUUGCUUCAUCAUGAUCAUGACUGAAAGUGUUGAUUCUCUGGUUGCUAUUUCCAGCCAGGACCUUUGGGCCGAAAUCUGUUCAUCUCUGCCACAUCCAGACCAGAAUGAAGAGUCCAGUAAUGCAUUUUCAGAUUCCUUUGCAGAUUCUUAUGUUCAUGUGAUGGGGAAUCAGGUGGAAGUAACAGACCCCUCUUUGCAAGUGAAUGAGAAGCCCUGGAUGCCACUGAAAGAUUCAGAGCUCUACUUGGCAUCUUUAGAGAGAAGAUUAAUGAGAAUAAAGGGUUUGUCUCAGGAAGUGACAUCCAAAGAUAUGCUGCAGACACUUUCUCAGGCUAAGAAAGAAAGUUGGGACAGGUUUCUGCAGGAGAAGUCUGAAUCUGACUUUUAUAUGGAGGGAACCGAUUCUGAUGAGAGUACUUUGGAAUACUUGAAACGCUGGCUACAACCAGAGAAAGUGGCAGUCAGUAGUGAGGAGAUACAAUAUCUCAUCCCCCUUGGAGCUCCUCCUGAGAAGCAAGAGGCUGAAGAAGAUGAAGAGCCUAUGCCUGGAGAACAGUGAAUGCAUUUGGACUUUGCCUCCAGCCCAGGUGGCUGUUGGCGGUUUGGGUUAAAAUACCAAAAGAAGUGCUGUGACGGGGUUUGGUUGAGAUAGACCUUGUGAAGUAGACCUCCACUGCAGUUUGCAAUGCACAGAUUCUGGUUUGAAAUCAUAUAGUGUUGCAGAUUUAAGGUUAAUUGUACGUGAUCUGUUAAGAUGACUAAACAGAAAUGCAGUAGAUAAACUUAAUUUGGCAAACAGUUUUAAAUCCUCUUCCCUGAAAUGCUGAGAAGACUUUGCCCUUAAAUGACCAUUUAUGGAAAAAUGCUUAGCAAUAGUUUCCUUGCAGAGUGUAAUUUCCUCAUUCACAAGUCCCCUGAAACAGCCACGCGUAUCUUUUUCCCAACUUGGAAAAAAGCCCUCUGAAGACCUGUACCUUGUUCCCUGGGAAGUGAAGAACGUCUCUCCUUUACUACCGUACUUUCUGGAUAAAGCCAAGACAAGCCACUGCGGUUUCAGCCUUAGAUCAGGGAGCACUUCCUAGCAAAAACAUAAGAAGUGCUGUGCGUGAAAUGGGUCUUUCCCCCCCUUCCUGCAGAGGCUUUGAGUCAUAAAUUGUACUAUUUUGUGCAGUCUUUUUCUAUUGUGCUUACUUCUUUUUUUAACCAUUCAUGUCAUCUAAGGAUUGAUGUUACCCUCUUUUCAAAUAUUUUUUUUUCUGUUUGGGCUACUAGUUACCUAUGCACAUUUUCUCCCUCCCUCUUUAUUUUCCUUGCUGCAAAAAGUAAAAGACAAUGCAUCAUGAAACAUUUGUGGAAUAAAAACUGCAGCAAUCAGUUGAAUGCAGAAAACAAAGUAUGAUAUAAGUGCAGAACAGAAAGAGUUGGGUGAGUUUUAGUAAUAUCUCUCCUGACAUGCCCAUUUCACUUUUUUUUGGCGGGGGGGAACUGGUGCAUGCAGAAGGCAUGAAAAAUGUAAUUCUCCAGUUACAUGCCAUAGCAUAGCUUUAGCCCUUCUACCUCCCCCAUUUUAUCACCAAACCUUUACAGUUUCUCCCUCUGAUACCUCUUAAUAUCUAGUUGCAGUCUCUAUUAUAUGCUGCUUCGGUGACUUUUUUUUAAUUGGCCUUUUUUGCUUUUCUAUUUCCAAGUAAGUUAUCAUUAACAGCUGUAUAAGGAAAUAAUUGAGGGCAAGUGCCAUCUGAAUCUCAUUGUUUACCAUUGGCAAUGUUAUGUAGUCAAAUCUGAGAGGCUACACUGCUACUUUCAUUGGUCUAAGAAAGUAGAAAAACAACUCAAUUUUUUUAAAGAAUGCAACAACUAGUUGGGUUGGUUUAACAGUAAGGCAGCACAUGAUUAUAUUGGGGGAAAAGGGUGAAAUGCUAUGAUACCUCCACUUUUUUCUUUUUUCUUUUGCACUGAAAUUCAAGCCUGGAGAAUAAUUGCAGCAUCCCAGUUAAAGAAUGCAGAUUGGAAGUUCUGAUGUCUGCUUUAAAUGCAUGUCAUUGUUAUUUCUUCUCCAAAAUUGCAGAGAUAUCUAUUUUACUAAAGGAUCAGAAAAUAAGAGUCCAAGAAACUUAUUAGACAAAAUGUCUAAAAACAUGAGACGUUUACAUAUUAUUUCUUUACUUAAUUGAUUUCAAGUUUAGCUUAACUGGAUGUUUCUGAGUCUGGUAAUACAUUAUGGAUGAUGGAUUGUACAUUUUGGAGUUGCAUAGUCUGUAUAUUGUCUGUUUGUAUAAUUAAGACCCUUUUAAAAGUUGAUUGUGAUUACUUCUGUCUCCGUCCAGUGAAAAUAUAUCUUCCUGUGUAGAUGAAUUUGGUGUGACUUGAUGACUUUGUGUGUUGUUUUAGAACAGGAAUGGCUCACAAGGAUAUUGCACCACAGAGAAAUAGGUGCGCUUUGGUUGGUGGAAAAUAGCAAAAAUGAAGCAUGUAAACAUUUGUUUAGGCUAUUAAUCAAAGAAAGAAACUCAAAUGCACAAAACUAUAAGAAAAACUCACCCUCUUCAGUGAUGUCACUGUGUCACUGUAGCUUUCAGCCACCAAAAAUUGUUAAUAAAAAUUGAGGGGAGAUUGU
Messenger RNA from Python bivittatus (Burmese python), 3047 nucleotides. It is a transcript of the gene CCDC32, whose product is annotated as coiled-coil domain containing 32. Gene Ontology annotation, biological process: cilium organization. The record is from RefSeq and is a predicted model, not a curated record. Lineage: Eukaryota; Metazoa; Chordata; Lepidosauria; Squamata; Pythonidae.